Molecule: messenger RNA, 3938 nt
Organism: Cucurbitaria berberidis CBS 394.84
Lineage: Eukaryota; Fungi; Ascomycota; Dothideomycetes; Pleosporales; Cucurbitariaceae
Exons: 3
Coding region: 320-3454 (1044 amino acids)
Source: RefSeq, a predicted model, not a curated record
CCUUGGCCGACGGCGCUCAUUGGGCGGGUGAAGAGUGUUCCUGCAGCAGCCAGGCCUACUCCCCUGGCACGGCACGCUCCACUCGACAGCGCGAACCGCCCAUCACAGUCAAGGCCGUCGACUCUGGCGCCUCGCCAGAGACUAAUUCGGUCGCUACGAUCCGCUCAGAGGCCCCAGAGUGCACCCUUUCUCCCGCACAUGCGCGUAGCUCGCUAGCCAGGUCCCCUUUUUCGAGCCUCGCUCUCUGGCAAAUUGUCUACCUCACUCUAGGCCUCUUAUUUGUGCAAGGCCAUGUCCAUCGCGGGGGAAUAACGAGAAUAUGCAAGCAGUCCAAGCGCCCACGGAGGGCAAGCCUCCCUCCUCCCAGCCGUCACCGCCUCGUCAAAAGCCCCCGACGUUGGCCUCGAUUGCUAUCUCGUCUUUUGCUGCCUUUCGUUCCCAGACAUCCUCCCAGCCGGCCCCCGUUGCAGUCCAGUCGCCGGUUCGACGAAAGCCCCUGCCUGCGAAUUCACCUGUAGUUGGCCGCUUCUCAGCAGGGCAAUCUAAUAGCCUACCGCAUCCUGUACCAGAUAUACACAACUCCCUGUCUUCCCAACCUUCGCUUCGCCGGGACACCCUACUGUCACAGCCAUCGACAGACGGGGAACUGUUCCUGCCCAGGAACCUUGACGACAACCCACAUGGGAAGUCCCCUCUAAUAGAAUCCACGCCCCAGAGACCCUUUCCACAACGCAAGAGCUCGCUCACCGUCGCAAAGAGAAGCCCUACCGCGACAUCUAUACCGCGGCAUGAUCGAUCGGUUAGCAGUGUCCAAACCCAACGCCACAGUAGGACAGAGGAAUUGAGGACUUUUGGAAGCAAAGGGUGGCACGCUCGGUCUCCUACCAUGCCCAACAUGUCCGUGUAUGCCUCCGACUCCCGUACACCAGACCUCAAGCUCAACUUGGAUGGCGUAACGGAAGACUUCAUCGAUGCUUAUCCCACCGCCGCCGACGACGACGCGUUGCGGGUAAGACAGCAGAACAAGCCCAAGUCACCAGGAGGAGGUUUCACUUCAUUCUUCGGCUGGAACCCGUCAAAGAACCAGAACGGUGCCGAGUCACCGGCUACCACAUUUUCGGAAAAGUCGCUGUCUCCUGCGGAUUCGCCGCACUACAAACAAUCCAACAUGCCUGCCAAGACCAAACCGAACGGCCUAGACAUUCCAGCCGCCAACUCCCUAUCCUCCUACUUCAACGUUCCUGGAACACCUCUUUUGUCAUCGUCGCCCCAGAUGAAUGCUCACGUGGAGGAGCUCGAGCGCGAGCUGCGGGAAGUAAGCUCAGAGCUUGCUGGUUCGAUCCAAAGAGAGAUGGAGCUGGAGGAUGAGGUCGAGCGCUGGAAGGCAGAGAGCACAACUGCCAUGUCAGACAACCGGAGAACUAGUGACUAUUAUUCAGACUCGGGCACCAGCUCCGUCCGGUUUCCAAUCGGAGAUCCCGAAAGUAAACUAGAAGAAGUGGAAACGCUACGACGAAGAGCAGAGCAAGAGCGCGCACAACUAAAGGUGCGCAUGGCGGAGCGAUUACAAGAGGAGCUUAGACGGCGUAGAGACCUUGAAGAGCAGGUGCAACAACUUGAGGACCAGGUUAGCUCAAAGUCUAGAUCUGGUUCAGUUGCUGUUGAGCCGCCCCGUGUUAAAGAGCUUGCAAUGUCAUUAGAAGAUGCGAAGAGACGUUUAGCUGAGGAAAGACAGGUCAAAGAAAAUUUUGAGGAUCUCUUGACGGCACUCCGCGAGGAGCUCGAGAAACAUCGCAAUGAAGCCGACAAUCUGCGAGACGAGGUAGUUCCUCAGCUUAGGGCCAGGCUCGAAGGACUUGAGGCUGAAGCAGCCGACACAGAGAGGCUUGUCUAUGAAACUACGCGCAUGCAGCAGGAGAUCCAACAACUGAGAACGGAGAACCAGACGCUCGUCAAUGCGCGAAGAAUGCAGCAAGAAGUGUCGCAGCAGCCAGUUCGAUUCCAACCUAUAGCCGAGGAAGCAGACAAUGCCCCACUAACAGCUCUACGCAUCGGGCUGACGCGAUCAAAUUCGCUGGCUCGAAGUUCAGCUGGCUUCAAUUCAAAACGAGGAUCUCUAUCGCGGUCCAACUCAGUCAAGGACAAAUCAGGCGAUGCGUCCCCUCGGGAUGCGACAGCAGCCAGUAACCCUGUAAAAGAGCUGGAAGAACAGCGAGAUGCGCUACACAAAGCUUUGAAGCAUCUCUUACAACGACAAGAGAUGCAGCAGAGAGAGUUCCAGAGACGCAUCAAGGAGCUAGAAAGCGAGCGGGAUGCCGCUCUCAAUCUCACCCCUCGACGAACCGCUUUCCAUAAGGAGGUCACGGACCUUAGACAGGAGGUCAAUUCGCUCCGACGCCGCGCUGAUGAUGCACUUGAGCAGAAGUGGCAAUGUGAGAAGGGCCUAGGUGGUUUGCGAAUGGACCUCGACCGCGCGCAGCAAGAGACUAGUUCGCUUCGCGACCUGCUUCAUGAACAUGACAUUACGAUUCCCGAGAUCAGAAUCGAGAACGAACCUCUUCCCCUUGACAAGGCCUACAACGAGCUACGAACAACUCAUGCGCUUUCACUUGCACGCGUCAAGCAACUGGAAUCGAGCGAUGGCGAAUCGCUAGGUGCUGCUGGAGUCGAAGCUGAACGGACGCUGGACUUGCUGAAGCGAAGCAUUUCGGACGCUGAAGCAGAGCGUGACUAUGCGCAGCAAGAAGCCGAACAGUAUCGCAAGCAGGCUCGCGCACUGCAAGAGUCUGAGAUAGAUCACUUGGGCAAAGAACUAAAGCUUAGUAGCGAAUUGUUUGCCGCAGCUACCCGCAUGGACGCGCUUUCUAGCAAGAUUCAACAGCAGCUUGAGGCCAAUGGCAGCCUGCGCAGUCGCCUUACCGAAGCCAUCACUCGUGGAGAACAAGAGCAGCAGAAGUCAACAGAGCAGAUUAUCGAGCUCGAACGGCGACUGAAGACAGCAGAAGACAAGGUCAUGCUUGCCCAGCAGUCGUCUGAAGAGUCUAUUGCAAGGCAUGAAGAGGAAGUCCAAGCGAUCAAGGAAAGCCACACUAAUCAUCUGCGCCGUGUGAAGUCUGGUCUGCUUAGUCCGUCAGCCUUCUCACCAAAGAUGCCCUCGUCGCCGGUGUUCGCUCAGCGGACCCCUCGUCUUGACAUGACAACUAGCGGGCCUGCUAUGACCUUUGCCGAAGCUACCAAGACGGAGUUGCUCGAGAAGCGUGUGGAGGAGCUAGAAAAGGCCCUCCGCGAUGCCGACCGGGAGAUGGAGGAGGUCGUUGGGCGCAUGAACAUGGCACAGAUUGAAGUUGCAGAUUUGCAAUUCGAAAGGGAUGAGGCAAUGAGGCAGACGAGGAGACUGCAAGCCGAUAUACUUGCUGAGCGCGAGAAAGUUAAAGCCCUAAUGGCUUCCGCAUAAUUUGAUCAGACAUGACAACGCGGCCUAGAUACGACGCCUUCCACUACCAUAAUUCUAUUCAGCGGCCUACUGAGAGUAAUCAUACUAAUUUCGGCAUACAUUUCGACAUACUCGGCGUUCUCUUCUUGGAUAUCGCAUUUACCGGCGCCGCGAUCACACGCAUGUUACACUUGAUAGUACUACCUUAUUGUACUCUUCUGGACAUUUACCCAGACUAUUAUUCGUGGCGGCAACUUUGUGGUCACUGUUUUAUACCCUCUAGCGGUUACAGCGCUAUAUACACUCGCUCUUUUGAGGCAGUUGUGCAGAUAGACUGUGGGCUUGUGGAGAAUUGGGGCUUUGAGCCUAUUUUGGAUACAUUGUACCCUCGCAGCAUCUGUAUGCAGCUCUUGUACUAUAAUGGUGUAAUGCAUGAUGAUGGUUGAAUACGAGUUAGUUGUUGUACUACCCUACUCUUGCCUUAAUAGAAGCAAGUUACUACCCG